Messenger RNA from Chrysochloris asiatica (Cape golden mole), 1614 nucleotides. RefSeq names its product receptor-interacting serine-threonine kinase 2 (gene RIPK2). The transcript is spliced from 11 exons. The record is from RefSeq and is a predicted model, not a curated record. Gene Ontology annotation, biological process: positive regulation of apoptotic process; positive regulation of canonical NF-kappaB signal transduction; innate immune response. NCBI's taxonomy places the organism in Eukaryota, Metazoa, Chordata, Mammalia, Afrosoricida, Chrysochloridae. The coding region runs from base 1 to 1614 and encodes 537 amino acids. Gene Ontology annotation, molecular function: ATP binding; JUN kinase kinase kinase activity. Gene Ontology annotation, cellular component: cytoplasm.
AUGAACGGGGAAGCCAUCUGCAGCGCACUGCCCACCAUUCCCUACCACAAGCUCGCUGACCUGCGCUACCUGAGCCGCGGCGCCUCGGGCACCGUGUCGUCGGCCCGCCACUCCGACUGGCGCGUCCAGGUGGCCGUGAAACACUUGCACAUCCACACCCCGCUGCUCGACAGUGAAAGAAAUGAUGUCUUAAGAGAAGCUGAAAUUUUACACAAAGCUAGAUUUAGUUACAUUCUUCCAAUUCUGGGAAUUUGCAAUGAGCCUGAAUUUUUGGGAAUAGUUACUGAAUACAUGCCAAACGGAUCAUUAAAUGAACUCCUACAUAGGAAAACUGAGUAUCCUGAUGUUCCUUGGCCAUUGCGGUUUCGCAUCCUGCAUGAAAUUGCACUGGGAGUAAAUUACCUGCACAAUAUGAAUCCUCCUCUACUUCAUCAUGACUUGAAAACUCAAAAUAUCUUAUUAGAUAAUGAAUUUCAUGUAAAGAUUGCAGAUUUCGGUUUAUCAAAAUGGCGCAUGAUGUCCCUAUCACAAUCUCGAAGCAGCAAAUCAGCACCAGAAGGAGGGACAAUUAUCUAUAUGCCACCUGAAAACUAUGAACCUGGACAAAAGUCAAGGGCCAGUGUCAAGCAUGAUAUAUACAGCUUUGCAGUUAUCACAUGGGAAGUUUUAUCCAGAAAACAGCCUUUUGAAGAAGUCACCAAUCCUUUACAGAUUAUGUAUAGUGUGUCGCAGGGCCAUCGUCCUGACAUUAAUGAAGAACAUUUACCAUUUGAUAUACCUCACCGAGAGCUUAUGAUCUCUAUAAUAGAAAGUGGAUGGGCACAAAAUCCAGAUGAAAGACCAUCUUUCUUAAAAUGCUUAAUAGAAUUUGAACCAAUUCUGAGAACAUUUGAUGAGAUAACUUUUCUUGAAGCUGUUAUUCAACUAAAGAAAACUAAGCUGCAGAGUAAUGCAAGUACUGUUCUCCUAUGUAACAAGAAGGAAAUGGAUUUCUCUCUGAACAGUCCUGUUAAUCAUAGUCCACAGGAGGAAUCAUGUGGAUCCUCUCAACUCCAUAAAAGUAGUGGCUCUCCUAGAACCUCAAGGUCCUUAUCAACUCCUCAAGACAAUCAUUGUUUAUCUGGAAAACCUCAAGAUUAUUCAUUGCUAUAUCACCAGUCAGAAAAUCAUAGUUGGGAAAGUAACAUUUCUGAGGCUAAGACUACAUUCUGUGAUCACAAGACCACCCCAUGCUCAUCAGUGAUAACAAAUCUACUUUCAAUUGAGGAAUAUUCAGUGCGACUACAGCCAGGUGUAGCCCAACAGUGGAUCCAGAGUAAAAGGGAAGACAUUGUCAGCCAGAUGACUGAAGCCUGCCUUAACCAAUCACUGGAUGCCCUUCUGUCAAGGGAUUUGAUUAUGAAGGAGGACUAUGAACUUAUUAGUACCAAACCUACAAGGACCUCAAAAGUCAGACAAUUACUAGACACCUCUGACAUACAAGGAGAAGAAUUUGCCAAAGUUAUAGUACAAAAGCUGAAAGAUAACAAGCAAAUGGGUCUUCAACCUUACCCAGAAAUACUUGGGGUUUUGAGAUCAUCAAAUUCAAACUUAUUUCAAAAUAAAAGCCUGUAA